UUUAAAGGAUAACAUCUAGGGGAUAAAUCAAAGCAUACGACAGUUCGUGCAGAAGUGUAGGAACUGUCCUUAGAUAUGAUGACCAGACUUAUAUCACAAUUUCGACGAUCGUAUAAAUUGAUUAUUUUCUUAAUGUUGAUAUUGACUAUUAUAAAGUGUUUUGAUAUUUAUACUAUUAUAUUUGGGAAUAACAAAACGGACAACGAACAUUGGACACGAGUUCCAAAAUUUCGAGGGAGAAAUGAAGUUUCCUGUAAAAAACUAAUUGAAAGAGAUAGUACCGAGAUAAUACUCGCCUAUUCCCACAUGCACAAAUAUGGUUACCGGAUAUCACCUGACAAAUAUUUCACGUAUUUAUCAACGAAUUGUUCUCUUUUAAACGAUUUCAUGUUUAAUUACAAAUUCCCCAUUACAGAGGAAGAAUUAAAAUUUCCAAUAGCCUUCAUAAUAUUAAUGUAUAAAGAUGUUGAGCAAGUCGUUAGAUUAUUAAGAGCAAUAUACAGACCUCAAAAUCAUUAUUGUAUUCAUGUUGACCUAAGUGCACCGGAAGAAACUCAUUUAGCCGUCGAUUCCAUAGCUCGUUGCUAUAACAACAUUUUUGUGGUAUCCAAAAAGGUUGAUAUUAUAUAUGGACAUAUUAGCAGGCUGAAUGCAGAAAUUAAUUGUAUGUCUGAUUUUGUUAGAAGAAGCAACUCAUGGAAAUACGUGCUUAAUAUACCAAGUCAACAGUAUCCGUUGAAAACAAACGCUGAGAUUGUGAAAAUUCUUACAAAAUUUAAUGGCUCUAACAUUGUAGAAGGAAUCAUAAAUCAAAGCCGAACAAUCAAAGACAGGUACCAAAAUCGAUUCUUUGCAUUUAGAAAUGACUUGCAUCGCUAUGGUAAAAAGACUCCUUUCCAUAAUAAAAACAUUGCAAUUGUGAAAGGAUUAGCAAUUGGAGCUUUCAGUUAUAACUUUGUCAGAUUUGUACUGGAAAGUGAUGUUGCAAAAGAGCUAUUGAUUUGGAUGAAAGAUAUCUAUAGUCCAGAUGAAUAUUAUUGGGCAACAUUAAACUACAAUGCAGCAAUUCCUGCACCUGGCCGAUACAUUGGCUCUUGA
This is a messenger RNA of Mytilus californianus (California mussel), 1098 nucleotides long. Its product is annotated as beta-1,3-galactosyl-O-glycosyl-glycoprotein beta-1,6-N-acetylglucosaminyltransferase 3-like. Gene Ontology annotation, cellular component: membrane. Bases 76 to 1098 code for a protein of 340 amino acids. Gene Ontology annotation, molecular function: acetylglucosaminyltransferase activity. The record is from RefSeq and is a predicted model, not a curated record. The transcript has 3 exons. Lineage: Eukaryota; Metazoa; Mollusca; Bivalvia; Mytilida; Mytilidae.